Messenger RNA from Glycine soja, 1619 nucleotides. RefSeq names its product vinorine synthase-like. The coding region runs from base 235 to 1509 and encodes 424 amino acids. NCBI's taxonomy places the organism in Eukaryota, Viridiplantae, Streptophyta, Magnoliopsida, Fabales, Fabaceae. The transcript has a single exon. The record is from RefSeq and is a predicted model, not a curated record.
CAGCAAGCAUGGAACAUCCCAGAGAGACGGUAUCUGAAUUUGUUGUCACCCGCCGCUUAUUAAUAUAACCUGCAAAAAGCACCGAAAGCACACAAGUGAGAGUUUCUGAAUUUGUGGUUGUGGUCAGUACCCACCGCUUCGAUAUAGUAUGUAUUAAUAUUAACACAAAUUAAAAAACAUAACUUGGAUCCAUUGCAGCAGCAGCAGCAGCAGCAGCAGCUAGCUUCUAAAAGAAUGAAGUUAGAAGUGGAGGUAAUCUCCAAGGAAAUGAUCAAACCCUCUUCUCCAACCCAGGACCAUCUUCGUCACUAUCCACUCUCUUUUCUCGAUCAAGUCUCUCCCAUGGUGUAUAACCCUAUGGUUCUCUUUUACUCUUGCUACGGUAUCACUCAAACUCAAUUCACCAUUUCCGAAAAGCUGAAGAAAUCUUUGUCUGAUGUUUUAACCCAUUUCUACCCUCUUGCCGGGCGAGUCAAUGGGAACAGUACUUUCAUAGACUGCAACGACGAGGGUAUCCCCUACUUAGAAGCAAAAGUGAAGUGCAAAGUUGUCGACGUUAUUCACAAACCAGUUCCAGGAGAACUCAACCAUUUGGUUCCAUUUCUACUAGAUGAUAUCACCAAUAUCACAUUUGGUGUUCAGCUUAAUGUUUUUGAUUGCGGCGGUAUUGCAAUCGGAGCUUGCCUUUCUCACCAGAUUGCAGAUGGUCUGUCAUUUUUCAUGUUCCUCAAUUCUUGGGCAGCAUUUGCUAGUAGGGGGGAACAAGCUGUGUUGCCAAACCCGCAGUUUAUUUCAGCAAAGCUCUUCCCACCGAAAAAUAUAUCUGGAUUUGAUCCUCGAAGUGGCAUCAUUAAGGAGAACAUCAUCUGCAAGAUGUUUGUGUUUGAUGGGUCUGUUGUUGAAAGUCUUAGAGCAAGAUAUGCAGCAACAAGCUUUGAAAACGAGAAGCACCCUACCCGAGUAGAGGCUUUAUCUGCUUUCAUUUGGAGUCGUUAUGUGGCUGUGACUGGUCCACAGAGAACAUAUGCUGUGGUUCACGCAGUGAACCUUCGUCCAAAGAUGGAACCACCACUGCCUCCAGAUUCCUUUGGCAAUUACUACCGAAUCUCUUUGACGAUUCCCUCGUUGAACACUGAAGAGCACCUAGUGAAACAGGCAAGGGAUCAGAUAAAGAAGAUUGACAAGGAUUAUGUGAGAAAACUUCAAUAUGGAAACGACCAUUUGGAUUUCCUUAAGGAUAGCUCAUAUAGAGUGCUUCUGAAGGGGGAACUAGUCCCAUUUAAUAUUACUAGUUUGUGUAGGUUUCCUCUCUACGACGCUGAUUUUGGAUGGGGAGAACCAACAUGGGUAGGUUCACCUGCUUUAACUUUUAAAAAUCUGGUUGUCUUUAUAGACACAAAGAAUGGCGGUGGCAUUGAGGCUUAUGUUAGCUUAAAGGUGGAGGACAUGACAAAGUUUGAAGCAGAUGAGGAGUUACUUGCCUGUGUGAGUAAAGCACGGGUUUGUUGAUGCAUGCAAUGUAAUUAGUGUUGAAUUAAGUAUUGAAUCAGUCAUGACAAAAGGUGUUAUUUUGAAUUUAAUUACUAUGAUCAUAUCUUACAUGGACUGUAAUUUGAAUA